AUGUCUAAACCCAAAGAAAUACAGGAGGAUAAUUUAUCACAUUUCUUGCCGGAUCGACGAGAACGUUUUGGGGAUGAAGAUUGUGAGCUGCCAAUCGACCAAGGAUGGGCUUGGGUUGUUCUCGCUGCAAGCACAUUUAUCAAUACAAUAUAUGCCGGAGUUUUGAAGAAAUCCUUUGGGAUAUUUUUCGUCGAGAUAUUAGAUGUUUAUGGCGGGACUGUAUCGACAACAUCUCUUAUUUUGGGGCUCCAGUUCACGGUAUACUGUAUAGCAAAUGUCCCCGUACUGAUGAUCCUGUUACGGUACCAGAGCGUGCGGAGAUGUCAGCUGGUUGGUAUCAUCCUUAGUGCAUUGGGCUACGCCCUCAGCAGUUUGACUAACCGACUCGAGCUCCUUAUCCUUUGCCAGAGUGUCCUUAAUGGACUGAGCUGUGCACUCAUCGUUCCUACUAGUAUAGUUCAGGUCAGUAAGUACUUCCGAAAACGUAUUGGACUGGCCAAUGGAAUACUGAUGGCUGGAUUUUCCCUCGGUGGACUCGUUAUGCCCCCAAUGAUCCAAUUUAUAGUUCGGGAAUACACGCUGCAUGGCGCUCUCCUACUUACAUCCGGCAUUAUCUUCAACGCACUUCCGGCUGCAGUUCUUCAGCGUCCACCAGAAUUCUAUCGUCGAAUAUUAAAACGAAAAGAUCAUCUGGGUGGUUUACAACACAUUAUAUCUUCCGAUUCAAAAGACACAAACGAUCAUAACAAAAUGGACCAACCGCUUAUCAGUGAAUCUGGUAACCAGCUGAAAUCUAAAAUGUCAAUCUCUGAAGCUACUUUAUCAACAAUAGCACUUAACAAUAAAAUUAUGAAGAGAGGAGAACUGGAUUUGCAAUUGGCUACGAAUUCGCUGCCAAAUUUACUUCAUUCGGGAUCGUUAUUUGGAUUGAUGUCAGGUGUACUUUUUGCAAUUAGCAAUCCAUUGCUAAAGGAAAUAGUUGGUGAUGAAGACUUCGCUGCUGCCAUUGGUAUUGCAAUCUUUACAAAAAGUGUCGUCCUGUGUGUAAUGGUACCACUACUAGGUUACCUCCGUGAUGCAACAUGUACAUAUCAUGUGACAUUCCAUUGUAUGGGUGCAACAUCGUGUGUAGCAGUGUGUAUACUGAUUUUGUUUGGAGUGGUCUUUCCGAAACAUUCUUCUUAA
Messenger RNA from Pecten maximus, 1185 nucleotides. RefSeq names its product monocarboxylate transporter 12-like. The transcript has 6 exons. NCBI's taxonomy places the organism in Eukaryota, Metazoa, Mollusca, Bivalvia, Pectinida, Pectinidae. Bases 1 to 1185 code for a protein of 394 amino acids. Gene Ontology annotation, molecular function: monocarboxylic acid transmembrane transporter activity. Gene Ontology annotation, biological process: transmembrane transport. The record is from RefSeq and is a predicted model, not a curated record.